Molecule: messenger RNA, 2888 nt
Organism: Belonocnema kinseyi
Lineage: Eukaryota; Metazoa; Arthropoda; Insecta; Hymenoptera; Cynipidae
Product: nuclear RNA export factor 1-like
Exons: 10
Coding region: 148-2040 (630 amino acids)
Biological process (GO): poly(A)+ mRNA export from nucleus
Cellular component (GO): nucleus; cytoplasm
Molecular function (GO): protein binding; RNA binding
Source: RefSeq, a predicted model, not a curated record
GUUCAUGGUGAAGGUCGAGUAUAUAUAUAUAAUUACAUGUGCUUUGUUUAUCUUUCUAGCUGUGUCAGCAGAAGUGAUAUUUUAUGAGAAAGCCGGUUGUCUGAUGGUUUUGGUGCGCUGCUACUAGGUUUAGUUUUUUGAAGAAAAAUGCCAAAAUAUAAUGGACUUGUUCGAGGUGGAAGCCGCGGUAAAAUCUCAGAUUUCUCUGAUGGCUCUGAUGGCCUCGAUGACAACGAAAUCGAAUUUUUUCUCGAUCGUGAAGAACGAGUGGUACGAAUGGAAGGCGAUGGCCUCACGGCAGGCAUGCGGCCGCGAAUAUUUUUGAAAUCAAAAUCAAAGAUGAACCUGAGCCGGAACCGAGAAUUCACUGUACAUAAAUGUUUCGAAGAUGACUUGAGUAUGGCCCUAAAUAACAAUGAAAGCAAUGGCUAUGAUACGAGACACGUUGUCGUCAGAGGAAGAGGAAGAAGUAUCUACACUAGACUGGGGUCAUAUGGACCAAAUCCAAGACAUGACUUAAGAGAUAAAUUAACCCAAGUAGUACUAGCUGAUGCCAACUGGUACAAAAUCACUAUCCCGUGGGGACAAAAGUUCGACAAAGACUUUAUUAUCAACAGUAUUUUGAACCACAUUGCGCCCGAUACUUUUGUGCCCAUCCUGUACACCCUGCAAGAAAAGUCAUCGUCCUUUUACGUAGAUGAUAGUAGUACAGCCAAAAAGUUGCUACAGUGUGAUAACAAAAUCAGACUGAACGAUUCCUUUAGAUUGCACGUCUACGUGCAGCCAGGGUAUCCGCAGUGUAAUAUCAAUGAUGAUCUUAAAGAUCGACUUGCAAAGGCGAUGACAAAAAGAUAUUGCCAAGAAAAAAAUUCUUUGGAUCUCUCGAGAUUUCAUCGUGAUCCAGAUCUGGCAGAUGACUAUUUUUGUGCCUUAUUUCAACCGUUCCUACUGACUACAGUCUUGGACAUUGCCACUGAGCACAUUCCGAAUUUACACGCGUUGAAUCUCGAAGGAAACAAGUUUCACUCGUUUGAUCGACUUAGUACACUAAAAAGACGAUUCCAGAAUCUCAAAAUUCUCCACAUUGGCGACAAUAAAAUCAAAUAUAUCAAUCAAAUUGAUCCCAUUAAGGACUUGAAACUGGAUGAACUCCGACUGAGUGGAAAUCCCUUCUGCCUUAAAUACAAUCUACGUCAAAGUGAUUACGUGAGUGACGUGCGGCAAAGGUUUCCAAAGCUUCUACGGCUGGAUUCGUUUGAACUACCUCCGCCUAUUUCAUUCGAUGUCGUCGAGGAGGGACUUAAAAUACCGUCUUCGAAAAGGAGUUUUACUCUUAAUCAGGAAGCAAAAGACAUCGCAGGUCAAUUUCUCCAACAAUACUUUUCAAUCUUUGACAACGAUAAUCGACAGAAUUUGUUAAAUGCUUAUCACGAAAAAGUUUCCUUCAGUCUCACUGUAUCUCCAGGUUUGCCUUCCAGACCAAGUGGUUAUCUGGGAGAAAGCAGAAAUCUGCUUCGAUUAAACGAUCCGAACAGACGUCGAAAAUUGUUGAAAACCGGACGAUUGUCAGUCCUCUCAGCAAUUUCCGAUAUUCCUCAAACCAGACACGACUGGGAUUCAUUCACAAUGGAUCUCUCCCUCUGCACAGAGACGUUGAUGCUUGUGACAGUCACUGGUCUCUUCAAAGAAAUCGCAACUACGGAAACUUCUUUUCGUUACUUCAACAGAGUUUUUGCAAUUGUUCCCGAGGGUACUGGUUACUGUGUUCUUAACGAACAGCUUCACGUCAGUAGUCCAACCCAAUUUCAGCACAGGCGAGCUUUGGAAAAGCAGGCCACUACCGAAGUUUCCAUAUCGCCUUCCUUAACUGAAGAUGUCAAGCAAAAAAUGACAGCAACUCUGAGUAAUGAGACGAAUAUGAAUAGGGUAUGGAGUCUCAAGUGCUUGACGGAAGUAGAAUGGAAUUACGAUAGAGCCGUUGCUGCCUUUCAAACAUUUUUCAAAGCGGGACACAUUCCGGCGGAAGCGUUUGAGAAGUGAGUUGCAAAAGAAAACCCAAAGAUGAUGAGAAAAUGAAAAAAUAGAAUAAAGGCAAAGAAAGAAGAAGCCAAUUGGGUUCCUCUGCAAAUCCAAGUAUUAUUUCGUUUGAUUAAUCUCCUGAAUUCAAGAUUAGGAUUCAGGAUUGAUCAAAAUUUCUUUUUAGUUUAGAUUUCCUUCUUUUUUGUUGAAUUUAGUACUUAUCGUACUUACCUACUUAUUUAGAUUACCUAUUCAAGUAUUGUGACAAUAUGAGCUAUUAUUGGAAAGUUUAUUCUAAUGUUUCGUUUUUUUUGUUCUUUUAAAUACGAACGAUGUAUAUUUUAAAAGGUAGAUGUUAGUUUGUGAUACCUGAUUGCUCGCGGAAUAAACCUAAAUAUUUGAAAUGUUCGACUGAUCAUUAUUAAGGCUGAAUUUCAAAGAGAUUUUGUACUUUUAUAGAGACAUGAUGUUUAGAGAGGAGUGAUACUCUACAGUAUACCAAAUGUCAAUAAUAGAAAAUGAUCAAAAUAUGAUAAGAAAUACUGUUUUCUAUACUACGAAUUUCGACAAUAUUGACUCUUGGUGUUCAAGUACAUAAAUAAUAAGUUAUUUAGUUUUUGAUCAAUGUUUGAAGAUGUUUUCGCUUUUAUUUCGUUUUCUGUUGAGGAUAUUUAAGUUUGUUUUGCGUACUUAAGAGUCAAUCAAAUUGUGAAUCUCAAGAUUAAUUCUACAUUAAAAUUAGUUAUAAAGGCAGAACUUUGUUUUGAUUUUUCAAAAAUGCUCAACAAAGUUUUUACAGAUUGAAAGCUGGUUUGAAGCAUGAAAUGAAAACAAAGUUCGCGUAGAGGAUAUAGUAAACUUUUGAAAAA